Molecule: messenger RNA, 6020 nt
Organism: Protopterus annectens (West African lungfish)
Lineage: Eukaryota; Metazoa; Chordata; Ceratodontiformes; Protopteridae
Product: transcription factor AP-1-like
Exons: 2
Coding region: 568-1596 (342 amino acids)
Biological process (GO): regulation of cell population proliferation; regulation of transcription by RNA polymerase II; regulation of cell cycle
Cellular component (GO): transcription regulator complex
Molecular function (GO): DNA-binding transcription factor activity, RNA polymerase II-specific; RNA polymerase II cis-regulatory region sequence-specific DNA binding; transcription factor binding
Source: RefSeq, a predicted model, not a curated record
UUAAGCAUUUUACAUCAGCUCAUUUUUCAGGAAAUACGAGUGGGGACGGAGUGUUAGUAAUCAGACGAUCUGAAAGUCUGUGAGAAUCGGUAGCGAUAUCGUUUUUAUAUCAGACACAGGCGUGUUCUCUUCUCCUCGCUGACAUGGAAUGAAGUUGUCAGUCUGUCUGUGGAACAGGAAGAAGCUGUACGGAUUUACAUAUUUUGCUUUUUUUCAGAGUGAUUCCACAACCUUAAUUUUGAGAUAGGAUCUGGACUGUUUUUUAUUGCUUCUGAAAGAAGGCUCUUACUUAAGAAUCACUGGAAGGCUGGUAUAUCGAUAAAAAAAGGUAGCAACGGUGUGAUGUGAUCCUGUGGCAAAAUAGCGAAGGCAGUUGCUGUUUUUCGGACUCCUCAAGAUACUGUUUACAUAGUCAUCUGGGAGGAUUACAUUUCUAUGCUGUGUGGCUCAACAAGUGAAGAGCUUACUGCCUCUUGUUGCCUUUUAUAUGAACAUUUAGAGCAUUUUAAGACAAACCUAGUUGUGAACAUACUGUGAAAUGAAUGCAGUUCUGUUGUGACAGAGAAGAUGGAGACCCCAUUUUACCAUGAUGAUGCUUUAAAUAGUCAGGAAUUUGGACAUAUCACAGGCUACAGCAGCAGGUAUCCAGCCCAGAAAAUGAUGAGCAAGAAAAACAUGGCUGCACACAAUUUCCCUGAUCCUGUGCGAGCAAGCCCCAGCAUUAAGUUAAUCCCUAGUCAGAGUGGAAGCAGUUCCAGUGUGUCUUCAUCUACCCAGUCUGGGAGGGGAAAUUCUGAAAGCUCUUUAAUUCCUUCAACAGACGUUAAUCUCCUCAAGCUGUCAUCUCCUGAACUGGAGCACCUUAUCAUUCAGUCUAAUCAGGGUAUGGUUACGACCACUCCUGCACCUAACACUGCCAAUAACCAGUAUGCAUUUAGGAACCAGGUCACACAGGAACAGGAAGGAUUUGCAGAUGGCUUUGUUAAAGCUCUUGCUGACCUCCACAAGCAAAAUCAACUAGUCGGAGGGCCAAUUUCUCCAUCCUCCACCAUUCAAACAUCCUAUCAAAGAAAUGUCCAUCCAAGUGGAGAUGUACCAAUAUACACCAAUCUCAGCAGCUAUAACCCUAAUCAGAUUAGCCCCUCUGGGACAUAUACAGCGGGGCAGAUUUCUUUCCCACACCCUAGCCAUGGGCCAAGUCAUGGAAUUGGAACACACCCCCAUGGAAGAGCACCAGAUGAACCCCAGACAGUUCCAGAUGUGCCUCCAACUCCAGGUGAUCCAACAACAUCUCCUCCUACCUUAUCUCCUAUUGACCUGGAAACUCAAGAACGAAUUAAAGCUGAAAGAAAACGACUAAGGAACCGAAUUGCUGCCUCCAAGUGCAGAAAGCGGAAGCUUGAGAGGAUUGCUCGCCUAGAAGAGAAAGUCAAAGUGUUAAAAUCUCAGAACUCAGACCUGGCCUCUACAGCAAGCAUCUUAAGAGAGCAGGUGGCACAGCUUAAGCAGAAGGUAAUGAAUCAUGUCACAAAUGGGUGCCAAAUCGCCAUUAGUGCAGCAAGUAUGGGGAAAAGAGGUGAAAGUGCCAGCUGCUAAACGUGACAUGCUCCACUUUAUCUAGUCUAAACAGAAACUGAAAGCCAGUACAAUCUACAAACAGAAUGCCUUUCCUUCACCACCUGUAAAUGAAAGGUAAAGUGACUUUCUGCUUCUGGAAUUCAGUGGAAGGAGACAGUAAGAUGCAAAUAUGCCUUAGGCAUUGCCUGUUGAUCAGAUAAUUUGUUUUUUGUCAAAUGGGGAAACUAAAUGGAAUUUUAAAAGGAAUACUUUAGUUUUGGACUAGCUAAAGUUGUCAGAGUCUGGUUUGUUGAUCACUUCACUUUCUGGGCCAGUAAAAAAUGCUAGCAGUUAUAUACCAUUUGUGUCUAAAGAAAGCAGACCUACCGAAUGUAUUCAUGACCUGCACUAAAAGGCAAAGCACUGUGAACAAGCAUUUGUCAGGGAGAGCUAAGGUGUCCAAAAAUAAUCCACAUGAGAGUGAAGUGUUGUGAUGCAACCACAGCUUGCAGAAGUGAUACCUGUAGCACUAGGCCUUGUUCAGUAUCAAACCUGCUGAACUAAACACAGGAAGUGUGCAUUGAAAAUGAUGAGGAUAUAACCAUGAUUCUAUAACAUAUAUUUUCUGCCUGCUAGCAUCUUAAAUAGGAAGGCUUCUCUUCCACUCCAGUCAUUAAAAACCUGGGCAUUUCAGUGAAAGAAAAAACACAUGUGAAAAGAACAAAUGUGUUUUUAUUUAAUAUGCAUAAAAUUUAUCUUUGUGUCUGUUAUUUAGAAAGACACAAUCUCUUAAGUACAAGAUUACUGUGGCUUUAAAACGGUUUGGCCUUUGGCAGUAUUCUUCAUUUAGCAGACUGAACUCUUUGAUCUAGUUGAUUAAAACAGUUUACUUCUACUCAUGCAAAGCCACCGUCUCUGUUCCACAGUGUGCAACAACAACAUGUGUUCACUUAAAUGUUUGAAAGCUCACCGUCCCUGUUCCACGGUGUGCAACAACAUGCAUUCACGUAAAUAUUUGAAAGCAUGUAAGCCUUUUGACACAAAGGGAAACUUCUCUAUAUGAGAUUUUGUCUGAAAAGAAAAACAUUCCAAAACGGAAGAUUUAUCACUGAAAAAUGUUUAAUUUAUAAUUAUCUUUUGUAAGGAAGAAAAUAGUUAUUGUGCUUCUGAAGCACUAUUUUUCUAUAACUUAAAGCCUUUGUAAAUGACUCGGUUCCAUUUCUUGGUGUUGAAAUUCUGAAACCAUAUGAUUAAGUAUGUGAGAACCUAAAAUAUUAAAAAGCUUGCUGUGCAGUAAUUGCCCUUAGGAAAACCCAAAGAGUUCCAGAAGACCUUGUCUUCAUUUUAACAUCUGAUCAUUUGAAAGAUUUUCUAAGAAGUAUUGCAAAGCCAUUUUAUGCACUAGUAAACAAUCUGGGGAUUUUUGCAAAACUAGAUGUAUCUUGGGACCUAAACAAAUGAAGACAAGAAGGAAGUUACUAACAGUGAGAAAAUGACUUUAAGGAUUUUUUUUUAUGUGAAGGCCUUAAGGAAUCAAAAACUUGGUUGGAGUUUGUGAUAAUAAUUAUUAUUAUUGUUGUUAUUUAUUAUCUUUCUAUAAAAAGAAGCAUAUUUUAAAUUUAAGUGUUUGGGAAAUGACUGAAAUUCCUAUCUUGUUGUGGCAAAUGCUAAUGUUGCACUAAAGUACUACACCUUUGAAAAUUAACUGCUAUGUAUUCCAGGAUAGGUCAAAGCCAGUUAGUCAAGCUUGAACUGAAACAUUGAAAGCUAUAAUAAAUUGCAGAAGUUGCAUUGGUUCUGUAUUUUAACAGUCAGCAACACUGAAGUACUGCUAAAAGAGAGUCACUUUUCAUCUUGACAAACCGUGAUUCCCUUUAGCAUGACAGAACCUGUUUAAUUUAUGGCAUAAUGAUUUCCACAUGAAACUUUGGAAUAGCGAUAAAAAAAAAAACUUGACAAAACAAAGCUGCCUGACUGGUUUUCUCUUCUAUUAUUUUUUGCAACCUAUAUGCUGUGAUGAUUUGCCUCAUAGAUAAAAGGUAUGUUUUACAACUGCAUACCUUUGGUCUUUAUGUUUUGUUACAGUUCUGAACUGUAAAACAUGAGGAUGCCUUUUUAGUGUGUGUGUUCUGUGCUUUCACAUUUCUGUAAUGUAGAAGUAAUUUCUACAAAACUGCAGUGAAUCUCAUUUUACAAGUGCUGUGCUCAAGCUUGUAGCUGCAGCAGUAAGAAUCAGUUGUUCUAAACUAAUCUACCUUUUUAACUACUGUCAUGCUACCAGGGUAUUGCAGAGUGCCCCUAUUUUCUACCGAAAGGCAGACUUGGUGGCUUGUCAUUUUUUUUUGUGCUGUGCUGUCCUUAAAAAGCAGAUUGGUGUAAGUUAACUUUACAUUUUUUUUACUGAAACUUGAAUGCAACCAUAUGAUCUUAGAAAAAAACAUAUAUUUUUAUAAGGAAAUGUAAACUAUUAAGAGGCCAGUUCAGAGAGAAUAGCAGAAAAGAGUUUCAUAUCAAGGAGAGCAGUUAAAUGUCAGUGGUUUAGUGAUGUCCCUUGCAAAGUGUCGCAGUUUGUUCCUACACUACAAAAGGGAGGCCUUGAGGGAGAUAUUUGCCAUGUGUGUUGCCUCGUUUAUCAUUCUUGAUCUGACUGAGAAUGAAGUAUGAAAUCCCAAAUCAAAUUUAAGAUUAUCAGAAAAUUCACAAGGUAAAAAAAAACUUAGCUAAUGUCUACUUUUUUCUGAAGUAGCAUAACUUCUUGGGGUUAUUUUCUUAAAGCAUUGUUGUGGCAGAAAACUAAAUCAGGUACAUUAAUGCUGUUCUCUCAUUCAAAGUUGCAGAAGUCUGAGUACUUUCUGAAGUACAACAAACACCUAAGACGUAACUAAAGGUGUAUUAGGCUUUGUACAGCAUGGGUAACUUGCACAUCUGAGUCUUGAAUGUGCAUGUGGUUUUAUUCUGCCAGUAGAAGGCCUAAGAAAAUCUCUUGGCUUCUGUUCACUUGAGAAUGAAUUGCUAUGUUAACUGAAACUGAGCAGAGGCGAUCAUUGUUGAUUAUGAGGUUUGGAUUUAUUUGUUAUGGCAGUGAGUAAAUUAUGGGAUACCAAGUAGUGAUAUUUGUUUUACAUGGCCUCAUUUCAUAACUCAUUUCAAGAUCUUAAGGUCUUCUGAACUUGUAUACCAGAAGCCAGUUUCUGUACAUAGUAACUAAAUCUUUCACUUAGUUAACAAUCUUUGCAAUUUUUUUUUUACUCGAGGGCAGCCAAGCAAUCAGACCUAAGAAUUACUUAAGAAUGCUCAAUUCUAGGUGGGAUUUUGUCAUUUAUUUGAAGUGCAUGUUUCUCUGAUGUUUCAGAUCAUUUAGCUUCAGAGAGUCUGAUAAAGGUAGGACUGCUAAAUGUCUGAUACUGGGUGUGGUAGAAUUUAUCCACUGCUUGUGUGGUCCACCAUAAAGGUGAGCUGCAUAGUUAUACUUACAGAAGAUUGUGUAAAUCCUACUAUUAUUUGUCCACCUAGGAGUGGAUUUUUUGUGAUUGUAAAAUAAGCCUGUGUGAAAGUAUAAGUAUAAAAUAUAUAUUAUUUAAAGAAAGGAAACAUUUUACAAGUGGACUGUUUAACAUUUGCCGGGAGUGACAUUGGGUCACGUCCAUAUGAUAUGUUUUAACCAGUGGCUGCAGGAUGCUUGCCAUCAAUUUAAUUUCCACUCUAAUACUUUAUUCCUAUUUCUCAGACUGCCUAACAGACAUCUCCAUUAUGGUUGUUUGCUGCAAAUUAAUAUGAAUGCACAAUGUUUUCCUCUUUCUUCUUGUAAUAAGCAAGUCGCUGAUGUCCCUUUUUUUCUUGUGCUAAAAACUUUCUGAAGUCCUUCUACCAAAUUCCUUUAUUUCUUACUUGUCUCACUUGUAUAUUACGCUUGAUAUAUUUUUCCUGUGGUGAUGUUAGCAGCUAACUGUAGAAACAUUUUACCCAGAAUUUCGGGAAGAGCAGCACCAAUUUCUAUAUUUCCUAAAUGACGGCAGUGAGAUGUGAACAACCAUCAGUUGAGUUUGGCUUUAUCAUAUUAUGUGGAAUUUUCACCACAUAAAGAAGAAAGAGAACUGAGGCAGCUUCCCAGUCUAUAAUUUAGAAAGGUUAACAGGGAUCCCUUCUGAGACCAAUAAUGUCUCCUGUAGUCUUUGAGGGAUCCAUGUUUUGUGCACCAUUCAUAGCAUUUCUUUUGUGCUAUGUCAUUUUUGUGUGUGUGCCCUUUAAUAAUUAUGCUACUGCUGAUGUCACAUGUACCAUGUGCUGUGUAUCAGUACAGGAGGCCAUGAGGUUGGCAGGAAAUCCAUGUACUUAUUUCUUUACUAUGGAUCACUGUACAUCUGUUACACAAUCCUUGACAGCAUAACACAUCGUCUUCACACAAGCUGAAUAACAUUUGGCUGUACUCUUGAUAAAUAAAUCUUCUUAGUGAUUUAAAAGUU